Drosophila obscura is the source of this 1708-nucleotide messenger RNA. RefSeq lists its product as uncharacterized. NCBI's taxonomy places the organism in Eukaryota, Metazoa, Arthropoda, Insecta, Diptera, Drosophilidae. The record is from RefSeq and is a predicted model, not a curated record. The coding region runs from base 60 to 968 and encodes 302 amino acids. The transcript is spliced from 4 exons.
CGAACUCAUACCAUAGUUACCAAGAAUUCCGCUUACAUUUGAGUUUUCUUUAAAACAAGAUGAAGCUAUUGUCUGCAAUUCUUCUAGCAAAUGCAUGUUACUAUUCUGUUAACCCUUCCCAAAUCGAUCGAGAAGAUACAAGAGAAAUGAAAUCCGAUGCCACAAUGCCUGAUGGAGUGAUCAUCAAGUGGAAGAUUUGCAUCGUAAAGUCAACCAGCAGAGAAAUGGCUACUAAAAGUGAUACAAGUAAUACUAUAGGUACACCUAAGACUUCUACUUUCGCACCCCCACCAAAACCACAUUCUGCACCUCCACUACCGAAAGAACAAUCGGAUGGUACAAUACCUGAUGGACUGAUCAUUAAGUGGAAGAUCAGCAUUAGAAAGUCAACCCUUGAAACUACUCCAACGACAGAAGAACCAUCUCCUUCAACUACAACACCAUUAGAAGAACUGAAAAGACCCACGAAAGAAGAUAAGCAAAUAUUGAAAGAACAAGAAAAUAUCGUCAAGCUGCAUGCAAUGGCCACAAAUAGAUUGCAGAAUAUUCUCAACCGUUUCGAGAAUAAAUGCGGUUCAAACAUGGAACUUUGCUGGUGGAUUAGUAAGGUACGCUACGCCAGUAGAUUGGGAAGCAACCAACUGAAUGAAAAGAGUCAAAUAGAGCUCAUGUUUCACAUCUACAAUCGCCGGCGUCAGAAAUUGGAGUACGAUAUCGAAUAUCGCAUAGACCACGUCAAUGGCCUUCUAUUCGGAGAGUACAGGGAUAGCAGUUGCUUUAAUUUCUACCGAAUGCAGCAGAGAACUCUUCAGGAAUCCCUUAAUCUCACGAAUGCUCACAAAGCGGAAAGGCUGACGGAAAACUCUAAAAUAUGUCCUUACCCUGACUAUGAUUAUUAUAAUGAGAAUUUUAACGUAUCCAAUUAUACCGAUACCGCUGAGGAUGAUGAUUACGCAUAUUCGGACUGAAGCGUAAAGGAAUAACAUCAAACAAUAAUAGCCUCUAAAAUCGUUUGGUUACGCCUUAAGAAAAUCUAUAAGCUAAGAUUUAAAUAUUCCACUUAUAUGUAAGUUUUCCUUAGAGCAAGAUGAAACUUUUGUUGACAAUUCUCUUGGCAAAUGCAAGUUAUUAUUUUGUGGACGCUGUGUUGUCCAAACCCCACAUAAGUCGACAAUACAACAAGGAUCUACUACCCAAUAAUGGUCCCAUUUCGGAUGAGCCCAUUAUCGAGGCUCUACGACAGAGAAUCUACCAAAAGAUCGAAACGGUCAAGUGGAAGGGUCACCUAAAGUCCUGGGUAGAUGUCGGGGUUCAUCUGCUAAAUGGCCCCAUCUCGAGAAUUAAAGAGGCGGUCAAUUCCAUGGGAUACCAUCCCACAUAUGAGCAGUUAAAGGCCAACGGGCGACAGUUUCUAUGGGAGAAGACACAUCGGGCCAUAGAUGUAGUGUGGGGAAAGCUUUCCUGGCUUUUGGGUGUCAUACAUGCCAAGAUAUUGACUACCCUCGAGCAAAAAAAGAAACAAAACGCUGAACAGAUGGAAGUACUUGAGGAACCGCAAAAAUUAGAUGUAUAUAAGGACUAUGAAGAGUACAUGAGGGAAUCCCGAAAGUAAUGUGGAAUUUCUUUACUCUCAGAAUAUGUAUAUGUAUCUGGUAUAUCUGCUACAUAAACUUUAAUAAAAGGAAAAAUAUUUACUAUUUUCAGGCAA